Messenger RNA from Neoarthrinium moseri, 735 nucleotides. RefSeq lists its product as uncharacterized. The transcript has 2 exons. The coding region runs from base 1 to 735 and encodes 244 amino acids. NCBI's taxonomy places the organism in Eukaryota, Fungi, Ascomycota, Sordariomycetes, Amphisphaeriales, Apiosporaceae. The record is from RefSeq and is a predicted model, not a curated record.
AUGGCUGUUUCUGUGAAUAGUUGGAUUCAGGGCCUGAAACAAGACGUCAUUCAAGCGCAGUACAAAUCUGGAUACCACUAUUUCCACCCUACGCCAAUGCCUGCAUCCGGGAAUGGCGUCGACUUCGGCAGCCUCAGCUCGAGCCUGAGCGGCCAGGCGGCUAACUUGGUCACAGCUGGUCUCCAGUUACAAGGGCUACAGGGCCUGGCGGCGUUUAUUCAGAAAGAGAAAUUCGUUUCCAAUACGGCUGCUGACUCAGAGGGACGCACCAGAGAUGCAAUGCUCCGGGCUGAGAGCCAUAUCAGACUAGAGGCCAAAUAUUGGGAAAAGGAGUGCGAGUUCCUCGAGCGCGCAGCACUCUCCUGGGAACGCAAAGCGUCUAUUGUCGUUGCUGGCCUGUUCAACCUGAUAUCUCAGCGAGACCAGUCGACCAGCAUUGAGAUCGCAAAGUCCUCCCAGGAUAUCGCGACCGAAAGCAAAAGAGACAGCACGUCUAUGAAGGCCAUUGCUGCUGUCACCAUGUGUUUUCUGCCGGGAACAUUCGUCGCGUCAUUCUUCGCUAUGCCGCUAUUUGACUGGGAUGCUGAGCAACAGGUGGUGACCGUACGGGGCUUUUGGCUCUAUUGGGCCGUCACCGUGCCGUUGACCCUGGUUACAUUAGCAGCUUGGUUCUUGUGGACCUGGUUGUCUGACGCAAAAGGAAGUAUGGCUCGCCUUCCGAAGGCUUUCUCUUGA